Messenger RNA from Lathyrus oleraceus (garden pea), 2481 nucleotides. RefSeq names its product protein KINESIN LIGHT CHAIN-RELATED 1. Gene Ontology annotation, molecular function: protein binding. The coding region runs from base 568 to 2286 and encodes 572 amino acids. Lineage: Eukaryota; Viridiplantae; Streptophyta; Magnoliopsida; Fabales; Fabaceae. The record is from RefSeq and is a predicted model, not a curated record. The transcript is spliced from 3 exons.
AAAUUGAAAGACAAUAAAAUUUUGAACAACAUUAAUUUUCUCAAACUCCAAACUCAAUCCAAAAAAACAUCAUGGAUUUUGUGACUCUGUUCUUGCCUUUUUUCCUUGUGAAGCUUGUUCUGAAAUUAAAGUAUCCCAAUUCCAUGAUUACAAGUCGUCUCUUCCAAGCAACAUUCCACUACUACCAUCCCUAAUCCAUUUCUCUUCCACCUUUUUUCCUUUCUCACACUCUUUUUCUUCUCACGCUCACUUCUAUACUCAUUUCCAUUCUUCUACCACACUUCUUCAAUGUAAGUAUAUAUUUACACAUGCAAAGCUUAGAAUUUUGAAACAUGGGCACACUCAAAUUACAUAAGAAAAGUUCCCUUUUUUGAAAAACCAUUUUGGAAUAAUGGGUAUGAGGAAUUUUUCAUUUUUGAAUCAUUGAUGUGAAAAAAGUUUUAAUUUUGAUUCAUGGGUAUGAAUAAAUUUUGAAUUUUGAAUUGUGGGUAUGAAUAAAUUUUCGAUUUUGAAUCGUGGGUAUGGAGAAAGUUUCAAUUUUGAGUUGUGGGUAUUGAAUCUUAAACGAUGACAGGGUUAACAGUGAAACCCCCACCUCAAAUGCAAUCAUUUGGAAUUUUGCUCCGUGAACCACCGCAAAAUGAGGUCACCAACGGUGAAAACCACCGGAACCCAUCACCGGUGAUGAAGAAAACAAUCAAAAAGACACUGAUCAUGGAUGAAUCAUCGCUAGAAAACCCUGAUUUGGGUCCGUUUCUUCUGAAGAUGGCACGAGAUACCAUAGCUUCUGGUGAGAAUCCAGGUAAGGCUUUGGAUUAUGCAAUUCGGGCAUCCAAAUCCUUUGAACGGGUUUCGGGUCAGGGUGUGGAUCUUGCCACGUGUCUGCAUGUUGUUGCUGCGAUUUAUUGUAGUUUGGGGAAGUUGGAUGAGGCUAUUGAGGAAUUGGAACGGUCAAUUCUGUUGUUGGAUGUUGAAAAUGGGUCGGGUCAUGGUAUGGUGAAAUUUUCUGGGUAUAUGCAACUUGGUGAUACUUAUUCUAUGACUGGACGGUUGGAUAGAUCCAUUUUGUGUUAUGAGUCGGGUUUGAAGAUCCAAAUGGGUAUUUUGGGUAAGUCUGACCCGAGAGUUGCAGAAACAUGCAGAUACUUAGCUGAAGCUCAUGUUCAAGCCAUGCAAUUCGACGACGCGGAGCACUUCUGCAAGAAGACACUUGAAAUUCAUAAGGAGCAUUGCUCACCCGCUUCCCUCACCGAAGCAGCUGACAGGCGUCUCAUGGCCCUUAUCUGCGAAGCAAAGGGAGAUUACGAACCAGCACUCGAGCAUCUUGUCCUAGCCAGCAUGUCAAUGAUUGCUAAUGGACAGGAUAACGAGGUUGCAGCUAUUGAUGUUAGCAUCGGGGAUAUUUACUUGUCGCUGUGUCGUUUUGACGAAGCCGUUUUCUCCUAUCAGAAAGCACUGACAGUGUUCAAAUCCACCAAGGGUGAAAACCACAGUUCUGUUGCCUUAGUGUUCAUCCGUCUCGCGGAUCUUUACUUCAAGACUGGGAAAUUAAGAGAGUCAACGUCUUAUUGUGAAAACGCAUUGAGAAUAUAUAGUAAGCCCUUGCCUGGAAUAACCACCGGAGAGAUUGCGAGUGGCUUGACCGAAAUCUCGGCAAUCUACGAAGCUCUAAACGAACCCGAGGACGCGUUGAAGCUCUUGCAGAAGGCGGUGAAACUAUUAGACGGUAUCCCCGGACAAUAUAGGACAGUUGCGGGAAUAGAAGCUCAAAUGGGAGUACUGUUCUACAUGGUCGGGCGGAAUGUGGAAGCUUGGAAAUCUUUUGAUAACGCUGUCAUCAAGCUGAGAGCCGGCGGGGAGAGGAAAUCUGCGUUUUUCGGAUUCGUGUUGAACCAGAUGGGCUUGGUGUGUGUUCAACUCUAUAAAAUAGAAGAAGCUGCUACACAUUUUGAAGAAGCUAGAGAGAUACUGGAGAGGGAAUGUGGAAACUAUCAUUUGGACACUCUUGGAGUGUAUAGCAACCUAGCUGCAACUUAUGAUGCAUUAGGAAGAGUUGAAGAUGCGAUUCGAAUAUUGGAAUACAUACUGAAAAUGCGAGAAGAAAAACUUGGAACUGCGAAUCCAGAUGUUGAUGAAGAAAAGAAAAGACUGUUUGAGCUUUUGAAAGAAGCGGGAAGAGUUCGAAGUAGAAAGGGAAAAUCUCUCGAAAACCUUAUCGAUUCAAACUCGUUGAAGAUGAAGAAGGAAGGAAGAAGGAAAUGGGGUGCAUUUAGUUUUAGAACUUAAGAGAUGUUUUUGUUCUUACAACAAAAAAUUGGUCUCUUUUGUUUUGCAUUUGUGAGAAUUUGUGAGGCUUUUUGUUUGAAGAUGCUUCCUUCUUCCUCAUAUAUUUUAAGAGAUGUCAUUGUUCUUACAACAAAAUUAUUAAGUGUGUGUUUGAAAAACUUGGACAGAAGUUACAAAUACCAGUUUCUCAGUUUA